AUGACAGUCCAUAUCCGACACGCCAACGCUAUAUUCCUCCUCUGGGAUGCAAAGUCAAUGUUCGCAAUUGAGCCAUCUGCUGUUUCGAAGUCUAACAUGAUGGCAUCGCCAGAGAGAAUGCUCAUCCCCGUAGCUGCCUUUAGUUCCGCCUUUCUCGCAGGCGGAAUGAAUCUGGUGUCUAUGAUAGCAGUCCCAAUGAUCCUGAAAACAACCCCUCCGGAUUCGUCUCUCCUUCUUCGACAGUGGCAUUUCAUCUACAGCUCGGGGCACAAGGUUGGACCUAAGCUGGCUGUGGCCAGCGGAUUACUCUACUGGACGGCUGCUUGGACAACCCAAGAACGCGGAAAAACGAUCGCUCUCUACGCAUACUCUGGUGCGCUCACCAUGUCCAUGGUUCCGUUCACCUGGUUGUUCAUUGUCCGCAUCAACAAUGCCAUUUUCGCGGAAAUUGAGAAGAAUCGGGCUGGAACACCGACGAAUCUCGCGGACGCUCAGUAUCUCGUUGGCAGGUGGCGAAAAUUGAACAUUGCUCGCACCGUCUUUCCCAUUCUGGGAGCAGCUCUUGGCUUAAUCACUCUAUCUGGUUUGGUGCGGUAG
Molecule: messenger RNA, 597 nt
Organism: Plenodomus lingam JN3
Lineage: Eukaryota; Fungi; Ascomycota; Dothideomycetes; Pleosporales; Leptosphaeriaceae
Source: RefSeq, a predicted model, not a curated record